Pseudopipra pipra is the source of this 5165-nucleotide messenger RNA. Its product is annotated as G-protein coupled receptor 183-like. Gene Ontology annotation, cellular component: membrane. Lineage: Eukaryota; Metazoa; Chordata; Aves; Passeriformes; Pipridae. Gene Ontology annotation, molecular function: oxysterol binding; G protein-coupled receptor activity. The record is from RefSeq and is a predicted model, not a curated record. The transcript has a single exon. Bases 293 to 1351 code for a protein of 352 amino acids. Gene Ontology annotation, biological process: G protein-coupled receptor signaling pathway.
AAAAACAAACAAAAACCCCCCAAAAAUACAAAAAUAAGAGGAGCUAGUGAUAAGAAAACGAGAAUGAGUCACAGCCCCUGUUGAGAUGCUCACAUCAAAAUCACAAGAGAAGCAUUUUUCCAAAUGACUCGAGCUGUGUGCUGCCAGGGGGGUGGCAGGAGCAGAGGACAGACCUUUUGAUUUGUGAUGGGGGCCAGCUCUAAGGGUGCCACUCCUGUUAUCAAUAAGCUACAAGUUUCAUGUCUGUUCUUAUUCCAAGGGAGAGGGCAAGAGCCUGUGAGGCACCACAGAAAUGGCUGUUGUGGAGGCCACGUUCCCGCCCACCAACCUCACCUUUGGCAACCAAAGCAGCUGCAAUGUGCACAACCACCACUUCUCUACCAAAGUCAUCUUCUCACUCUUCUACAUCACCCUGCUGGUGUUUGGCGCCUGUGGGAAUGUCCUGGCUCUCUGUAUCACCUUCCAGAGCAGGAAGAAGAAACUCAACUCCACUGACCUUUACCUGGUGAACUUGGCCCUCUCCGAUGCCCUCUUCACCCUGGCACUGCCAGGCAGGAUUGCCUACUACAUCCUGGAGUCUGAUUGGCCCUUUGGGGACUGGUUCUGUCGGGUCACAGCUUUCAUUUUCUACAUGAACACCUAUGUGAGCAUCUACUUCAUGACCUGUGUGAGUGUGGACCGCUACAUUGCUGUGGUGCGCACCAGGCACCCUGGCAGGAUUCGGAAGAUGAGCCGUGCCAGGGGCAUCUGUGUCCUCAUCUGGUCCUUGGUGUUCCUGCAGACGGCGCCGCUGCUUCUGCGGCCCAUGACACGGAGGAUGGGGGACAAGCUGACGUGCAUGGAGUACUUCAACUUCGAGGAGAUUCCCAAGCUGCCCUACCUGCUCCUGGUGGCCUGCGUGCUUGGCUUCUUCCUGCCUGUUGGCAUCAUCUUGGUGUGCUAUGUGAGGAUCAACCUCAAACUCUGCCAGACAGCCAAGGAGAACCCACUGACGGUGAAGAACGGGCACCACCACCGGGCCUUCACUGUCAUCCUGGUGGUGCUGCUGGCUGUCCUGCUCUGCUUCAGUCCCUACCACCUCAACAUUGUCCAGUUCAUGGUCAGGAAGAUCCUCUACCAGCCAUCCUGCCAUGAGCAGCAAGCCUUCAAGAUGUCGCUGCAAGUCACUGUGGCAUUCAUGAACUUCAACUGCUGCAUCGACCCCAUCAUCUACUUCUUCGCCUUCCGAGGCUACAAGAGGAGGCUGCUCCGCAUCUUCAGGAACAGCGGCUCGCUGGCUACCUCCUCUACUGCCAAGACCCCCUCUGAGAGCAACAGCAACAGCCAGCCCCCUGGCUCCACCUCUGUCUAGCAGAACAACCCAUUCCCUUUUGCUCUGGCCUAUGGACCAUCCCUGACAGCAGGAACCAGAGUUGAGCUGCAGGACCAGCACCUUCAACAAGCUUCCUUGCUCCCGUGUCUAGAGCCAGGGGCUCCCACAAAGCCAACCUGUCUGGGAUACAGCUCUGCCUGGCUCUGCACAGGCCUGUGCUCAGCACUGCUACACUUGCACCUGCCAUCCUGGAGCACAGAGAGACAAAUUUUCAUCCCAGCCGCACAGAAGGCAACUAAUGCAGCUGCUCUGGCUGGCAAACCCAGCUGGAUGUUUCCCAGCACUGCGCUGCACCCCUUUCCCAUGCCUGUCCCACAUCCCCCAUGGGUCUGGGGGCUGCUGGUAGCCACCAUGGCCGUCCCUCUGUCUCCUUCCCUUGCACUGCCCCUGGAGCACUGGAGCAGCACCCCUGCAAGCCUCAGGGCAGCCUACAUGGAGCAGUCAGGCUCUGGGCACUUUAGGAGAAGUCUCGGAUGUUACUUCCAUGCAGAAAAUGGUCUAUAGCUCCUUUCUGCCACAAAUAAACAGCACAUCUGCUCUGUCCCUGCUCAGCAUCUCACUCCUGUACCCGGGCUCUGUGUGGGGUAAGCAGUAAGUGCGGGGCCUGUGGGAGCUGCUGGAAAAGCCCUUUCUCAAAUGAGAGGGGGGAGGAUGUGAAUUUGUAGAGCUCCCGGGAGUGCUGCUGCCUGUGUCCUCCCACUUGGCUGGCUGCUUCUUCCCCAGAGUGCUCUUCCUUACACCUGAGGGCACUGCAGUCACCCCAGGACCCACUGCUAGGAAGGGGAUAGUGGGGAUGGCCUGCCUCCCAGCUCAGCCCCACAGCUGCAAACCUGCCCUGGAUGUACUCACUGGGGAAACCUUCCCACCACUCCUUAAUUUGAAGGGAGUGGAGGAAUAGGGACAAGAGGGCGAGGACUAAGAGUGGCCUUAUGUGACCUUGACUGACCUUUGCUUGAAGCCAGUGCCCUGACAAGUCCAAGAGCUUUGCUAAAAGCAGGUUAAGAGUGACUAUUGCCAGAGUAAAAGGCGGAGCCCUGAGACAUCAGGGUUCUGUCGAGGUUUGUACCUGUGAAACAAGGAGAAAGUUGGCAGGAUCCUCCUUGGCUUUUUUCUGAAGUCACUGGACUACAAAAAAACCCCCAAAACCCACAUGUAGGAUUUACAGUUUCUGGGAUGUCUGGCCUUUUGUUUGAGGUUGGAAGGGACAGAGAUAUGCACAGAGACAUAAAGAGGAAAAAAAAGCUGCUUUAUUUUGCUGAAAAGUAUACUGAAGAAGUUUCAUGAAUGGACUUUUGAUUAAUACAAAUAAUUCUUUAAGGUAAUAUUAUGCCUAGAAAGUUAAUAAUAGUCACAUGCAGUCCUUUACUGUUUUAAAUAUGCAUGAAUGAGAUUUUGGAUAAUGAUGGUUUUACUUAUGGUAUAGGUAACUGUAGCAUCCUGAAGGCUGACUAAGAGGGAUGCCUAAAAUAAUUCAGGUUAAAUGGAACUCCAGUAUGUCCUUUCCAGAGACUAUCUGAGCCCUCCUCAAAGCAGGUCUAACCUCAGUUCUGGCCUGCAGAGAGCCUUUGUCCUAAAAGGCAUGGUACAACGGACAAGGAAGAGCUGGGAUGUAAUAGUAUAAGGAUAUCAGUGGUCUGAUAUAAACAUAACCUUGUUUGGUCCUCAUUGGACUCCAUUUUUCUCACAAGUAUUUUACUAACAAAAGUACUUUCAUCAUCUUAGCACCAGUAGAAGCCUUUGGAGUAGGAAAUAGGUGAACAGUUGGGUGCAGUGCUGCCAAAUGCAGAAGGGAUGCUGCCUCCCUCCUCUGGAUGGAUGCCAGCCUUGGGCCCUUUGCUUUUUAGAAUACCCACGCAGGGACAGCAGGCAAUUAGCUGGAGCUGAGGGAACAUCCAUGGGAUGGAGAGGGAAGGGACUUGGGCAGAAUGGGUCAGGAGGAGUCUGGGCAAAGGAGAACUCUAAGGAACUUGUAUUGCCCAGACUAGCUUGCCCACCUGGGCCAGCUUGCUGGCUGCUUGAAAAUGGAGCAUUUCACUAAAAUUGAAGAGAAACCAUUUUGUCUAGAGGCACAGCAACACUUUUGCUACUCUUCAUAAUUCACCUGCUCAAUCCAAGCUCGUCACAUGAUGCUCACUGUGCCCCCUGCCCCAGCAGCUCCUGCCUUCUGCCACGCUUUGACUCGCCAGCAAACCCUUGGAAUCAGAGAAGCACAGAAUCCCAGAGUCAUUUAUGCUGGAAAAGACCUCUGAGAUCAUUGAGUCCAACCAUUAACUGAGCACUGCCAAGGCCACCACUAAACCACGCCUGUAAGUGCAAUAGCUACAUGUCUUUUAAAUACCUCUCCACUGACUCUGCAUGGCUGCUGCUCCUGCCUUGCCUCCAACCCUCCUGGAGUGCAAACCUCCCGAAGCUCCCCGGCUGCUGCCCAGGGCCAGGGUACCUGUGUCGGAGAGAGCCCAAAGGACGCAGUGCCCACCCCGACGAUGCCACAGGGCGAGAGAGACAACACCGGUUCCUGCCGAAAGAGGGAGUCGAAACCUUUGUUCGGUGUUAAAGACACGCACGGACCUAAGAAAAUAAUGACUGAUGCAGCCAGUGCUCUCCCCACGCAACUGCUGCCCUACAGGAACGUGACGCCUUUCACAAGCCGUGUGGUUGUGGAUUGUCUGGGAAGCACGCGACAGCACACUGGGAUCCAAAGGCAUUCCAUGCAGACUUAGUACUGCACAGUACACGGGUAUUUCUUGCUGUUCUGCAGCCUAUUGCUGCCAUACGUUUCUCCUCUUUCCUAAGAAGAGAAAAUUGCACUUUCAUCUUAAGGCAGAGAGUAUACUUUGUGGACACACAACAUGUACAGGUAAUACACAUACAGAUACAGGAUAUACUAUAUAUGUAUACUAUAUAUUUACUAUGCUCUAUAUACAUGCUGGCUGCAUCAAAAGAAUGUCCUGGGCUGCAUCAAAAGCAACAUGGCCAGCAGGCCAAGGGAGGUGAUUUUGUCGCUCUAUACCACUUUGGUGAGAGCCCACCUGGAGUACUGCAUCCAGCUCUGGAGUCCCCAGUACAGCAAAGACAUGGACCUAUUGGCUUAAGUCCAGAAGAGGGCCACGAAGAUGACACAAGGUCUGGAGCACCUCUCUAUGAAGACAGGAUGAGAGAGCUGGGGUUGUUCAGCCUGCAGAAGAAUCCCUGGAGACCUUAAAGCAGCCUUCCAGUACCUGAACAAUCCUGGAAAGCUAGGUACCUAAAGCAUACAAGAAGGCUGGAGAGGGACUCUUGACAAGAGCAUGUAGUGAUAGGACAAGGGAGAAUGGCUACAAACUGAAAGAGUGCAGGUUUAGUUAAGAUAUUAGGAUGAAAUUCUUUACUGUGAGGAGAGCGAGACACUGGAACAGGUGGCCCAGAGAAGCUGUGGAUGUCUGACCCGUGGAAGUGUUCAAGGGCUGGUUGGAUGGAGCUUUGAGACUUGGUCUAGUGGAAGGUGUCCUUGCCCACGGCAGGGGGGUUGGACAGAGCUCAAACAGCAUUGCUUUUUCCCUCAGCAGUGGUUCUCAACUUAUGCUUUCAGCUAAAAGCAAAAAUUUCCAAGAGAGCACUGGGGGACAACAGCUCCUGGUUGCAGUCACACAUUAUUUGCUAGUAAACUCCCUGUGCUGUGCAACACAUCUCUUCAGUCCGUGCUUUAAAUUGUCCUCAACUGAAGCUAUUGCAUUCACACAUAAUAUUUGUAAGCCAUCUUUGUAUGCCAGCAAAAUACUGUAAUGUAAAAAUGCACAUAUCUACUAAAAAUAAA